Mytilus trossulus (common blue mussel) is the source of this 5055-nucleotide messenger RNA. Its product is annotated as laminin subunit beta-2-like. Gene Ontology annotation, biological process: animal organ morphogenesis; tissue development. Bases 1 to 5040 code for a protein of 1679 amino acids. NCBI's taxonomy places the organism in Eukaryota, Metazoa, Mollusca, Bivalvia, Mytilida, Mytilidae. The transcript is spliced from 30 exons. The record is from RefSeq and is a predicted model, not a curated record.
AUGGCUGAAGAUUUGUUAAAACAACCAGAUGUAGAGGAGGAGGAAGAUUUCCAAAGAUUCAUGCAAAGUAUUGGUGAUUUAGAAGAAGAAAUAGAAGAAAUAGAUUAUCAGGAUCAUUAUGAACAAACUAUUAAAGAAUUAGAAGAAAAACUUAGGAAAGAACAGGAUGCCUUAGACAACCAUGCCAGAGUUCUGAGGGAGAAAGACAGCAUGAUUAAAAGACUUCAAACUAGUUUGGCAGAGAAAGAGAGAAAUCUUGAGACUUCACAGUGGAGUGUCAAUUCCAGUAAUGAAGAGUUAAAUAGAUUAAAGAAACAGUUGAAGGAGAAAGAUGAUUUAUUGCAGGAUGUGAUGUCUGAGCAGUCUAAGGCAACAGCAGCCAAUGCAGAGGCUCUGAAUAAUCUACUGAAGAAACUGAAGUCUAAAGACGAGGACAUACGAGAGUUGAUGGAGAGAUCUAAUAAAGAAAUGUCAGAUCUCCAUAACAAACUUCAACAGUUACAAGCAGAACUUAAUAGAAAACAACUAAGUUCAAAGAGUUCAGAAGACCAACUUAUUGAUAUUGAACAGGAUCACAGACAGGGCAUAGACAAACUUGCUGGAGCACUUAAGGAUAAGGACAAAACUAUUGAGACCUUGGUAGAAAGUUGGCAGGAAAACGACAAACUAAUCAAAAGAUUACAGCAGGUAACUGCAGCUUCACGUGGAACUAUAAUGGAUAAUAACAGGCUUAGAGAUGAGGCUGAUAAACUUAGGAAUCAGUUAGCUAAGAAAAAAGAUGAAAUUAGCGAAUUAAAGCUUCAGUUAGACAGAGAUGGAUCAAGGAGUCCCAAAGCAGGAUUUCAUGUAGUCUUGGAGGAACUGAAACUUCAAUUGGCAGUUAAAACAGAGGCUCUUAAAGCUGCUAAACAAACAGAAGAAGACUUCAGGGAACAAAUUAAUUCUUUACGAAAGCAACUUGAAUCGGCUCACCAGAGUAUGAAAGAAGUACACACAACAGAAAAACAAGUGUACUACAUGAGAGACAACUCUGAUGGAAAUGGACAUUCUGACCAGUACCAGGACUUCAUACAAAGAGAAUUGAAAGAGUUGCACAGGAUUCAGGAAGCUGAGAAACAAAUUCUGUUGGAUCUAAAGGAAAAAUCAAUGUUUGAGAAAUCACACAAUCUAGAGGCUGAAUUAGCUGCAAUACAGACACUGAAAAGAGAAUUAGAAGCUGGAAUUCAGAGGAAUAAUAAACUACAGCAGCAAUUGGAACAACAGAAAUCCAGGUCACCCAGGAAAGGAUCCAAGGAUAGUUCACAAGAUGACCAUUUUGACAUGGAAAGAAGAUUCAGUGACCAGUCCAGUGAUACUGCUAAUACUUCUGACUCCAGACGGUCAAGUGACACCACUCCACGUAAUCAAGAUAAUGAAGUUCCACAACAUUCCUACUCUUGGCCAUUGGAAAACAAAAGUCAGAAGAGGAAUUCUAAAAUUCCGCAAAUACAAAAGCCUGCACCAAUGAGAACUAACUCUUCUGAUAGAAAUAGUCCAGAUAUUCUCAAAAGUCUUUUGAUGGAAGCUAGAGGCAGAUUUCAAGCCCUAGAGGGCAAACUAGAAGCUACUGAGGGCACUGUUAGACUAGCUAGAGGCAGAUUGCAAGCCCUAAAGGGCACACUAGAAGCUACUGAGGGCACUGUUAGACUUCAGACCAAAAAGAUGAAAUAUUAUCGUAACUUAUUAGAAGAAAAUGGAAUAGUAUUUAAGAGUCCUCUAGGAAGUCGCUCAAACAGUGAAUCAAACAUUGUCAUGGCUCUUGGAGGUAGAAACUUGUGUAAGAAUAACCAGACUCUUUCUUAUGAUAACAUUCCUGAAUUACUGGUGGACUCACAGACAGAAUCUUCAGAGUCUGAUUUCUCAGAAAAAUACAAAAGUUACGGAAAUACAAAUAAUGUUUCUGAGUUGAAGGACCAGGUCAGACAAUUGAAGAUAGCCAUGGAUAAAUAUAAAGCUGUAAUAAAAUCACAUAUGUCACAGAUGCCAAAAUUGUGGGAAGACAUUAAUGUUGAUGUUAUUCGCUCACAAACAGUUGACCAGACGGGACCAUGUGCCAAUCACAGACCUGCAGAUGAUAAAAAAACAGUGUUACAACCUGGAAGUAGAUACUCAGUGGUCAGUCCAGCAGCUUGCUUAGAACCAGAGAGAGAAUAUAAGAUAAGAAUUAAAUUCAAUAGUUACAAAACUAACCAGGCUACACCUGAUGCAACUACACUGAUCGAUUCUAUUGUUUUGACUCCAAACAUAGAUUGUAUUCCAAUAUUUCAUGGUAUUGGUUAUCCAGAAUACAUGAAAAAUGAAUUUAUUCGUUACCGAUGUCGUGAAUCUCAAUUGUCAGUCUACCAGCUAGAACUCCAGGACUUCUGUAGACAGCUCACUUUCAGUAUUUCUUCCAUUAUUCACCAGAAAGCUCUUGAGUGUCAAUGUGAUCCAAUGGGAUCUUUAAGUAGUGAAUGUGAAUAUGCUGGUGGUCAGUGUAGAUGUAAACCUAAUGUUGUUGGUCACAGAUGUAACAAGUGUGCUCCUGGUACAGAUGAUUUUGGACCAGAUGGAUGCAAACCUUGCAUCUGUCAUGAAUAUGGUGCUGUAGAUAAAUUCUGUGAUGCCAGGACUGGACAGUGUAACUGUAUAAGUUAUGUUGGAAACAAGAUAUGUGACCAAUGUCAGGUUGGAUAUUGGGGAUUCCCUCGCUGUAGACCAUGCCAAUGUAUUGAUAGGAAUGCAGAUACGUGUGAUGAUUUAACAGGCCGAUGUGAUAAUUGUAAUGACUUCACUGCUGGUGACCAGUGUGAUAAGUGUUUGGAUGGAAACUAUGGUGAUCCUCGUAUAAAUUACUGCAUACCCUGCAGACCUUGUUUAUGUCCUGGAGGACCAACUAGUGAUGUACAGCAUGCUGAUUCCUGUUAUGAAGAUCCAAGACAGCAGUCAGUAGUCUGUAACUGUUAUCUAGGUUUCAAAGGACCAAACUGUGAUACUUGUACAGACAACUACUUUGGAAAUCCAAAGGAUGUGAAUGGUACAUGUGAACUGUGUAUCUGUAAUAAAAAUAUAGAUCCAAAAAUUGGUGGAAGUUGUGACACCUCAUCAGGGGAAUGUCUCAAGUGCAUGUUUAAUACUGAAGGAUUCAACUGUGAGCAGUGUAGUCCUGGUUACUAUGGUGAUGCAACAACCCAGAAUUGUAAACAAUGUAUUUGUGAUCCCUAUGGAACAGACCCAACUGGUGGAGACUGUGAUAGAGUCACAGGACAAUGUCUCUGUCUUCCAAAUGUUAUUGGACAACAAUGUGACUCCUGUGCUGCUGGUUUCUGGAAUAUAACAAGUCAAAUGGGUUGCUCUUCGUGUGGCUGUGAUAUGCCUGGAUCUACUAGAGUAGAAUGCAAUCAGUUUGAUGGUCAAUUUAAUUGUGUACAGGGAAGAGGAGGAAGAGAUUGUGCCUCUUGUGAAGAUAAUUACUUGGGAGAUCCUACUGUGCAGUGUUAUGCAUGUGACGGUAACUACCAAGGCUCUGCUCAGACUCAGUGUGACAGAAGGUCAGGUCAAUGUGUAUGUCUGACAGGAAUCAGUGGUUACAAAUGUGAUCGUUGUGAUAGAGGCACCACAGGAGUACUCCCCAACUGUAAGCCUUGUGGAGAUUGUUUCAACAACUGGGACAGAGUGAUCAGAGACUUGUCAGCCCAAACAACAGACUUGAUCAAAAGUGCAGUAGACAUUAAAGCAACAGGUGUAGAAAGUGCCUUUAAUAAAGAAUUUCAGCAAAUGGAGGAAAAUUUGGAUGAAAUAAGACAGAUUGUUAGAAAUGCCAACAUUUCUUCAGAAGAUAUCAGAAAUUUAGAUAGUCUGCUAAAAUCUCUCAGGCAGCUUUUAUCAGAUGAGUUUAGAAGAUUGAAUAAUACAGAAAGUCAGUUCAAAGCAAGAAUGGAUGAUAUAAGAAAAGGAAAUAAUGAUAUUUUAUCACUCAAACAAAGAGUGGAGGAUUUAAAAAAAAAGGCUGAUGAUUUGAGAAGAAAUGCAACAGACAUUCAGGCCAGAGAUGUAGAAGGUGCCUUCAACAUAACAAAGGAGGCACAGCAAAAGUCGAGAAUGGCCCAAUCUAAAGUUGAUGGAACCCAGGGAAUGCUGAAUGAGUCUAUGAAAACAAGAGCUGAAGUGGAAAAAAUGCUGGAAGAAAAACGUAAUGCAUUUAAUCAGAAAAUACAGGAAAACGAAGCUGAAUUAAAUGAAAUGGAUGACAAAGUUUCAAGUCUUGGUAGUAGAAUAGCUGAUCUAAAUGAAAUGGUUUGUGAUGGAAGAGGAGAUCCUUGUGAUAGUGUCUGUGGAGGUGGGGGAUGUGGCAAGUGUGGAGGAAUCAGUUGUGAUGGAGGGGCUCUUACCAAAGCUGACAAUGCCAUUGAUCGGGCCAACCAAGCUAAACUGUUAUUAGACAUUAAAGAAGUAGAUGCCAAUACAAUGCUUACAGAGAUACAGCAAGCACAACAAGAAGCAGAAGAAGCUAAAGAUCAAGCCCAGAUGGCUUACAAUAAAGCUAUGAAAGCUAAAAAUCAAACUGAAAAAGCUAAACUCAUGUUGCAGAAUGUUCUUUCUGAUGUACAAGACUUCUUGGGAUUAGGUAGAGCAACACCAGAUAAUGUUAAAGAGAUAACUGAAGAGGUACUUGGUAUGAGUAUAUCACUGACUCCAGACCAAAUCAUUGAGUUGGCACAGAAAAUAAAUGAAACCAUUUGGGGUUUACAGAAUAUUUAUUCCAUUCUCAAUGCCACAAGAGAUGAUUUAGAUAAAGCACAGAAGCUGAAGGAGAGGGCAGAAAAUGCAAAGGGUGAUGCAAAUACUAUCCUAGGAAAAGCCCAGGAUGUUCUUGACAACUUGAAGGGAGCUACAUCUGCCCAGGAGUUAGCUACAGUUGCCAUUAAUAAGGCUGACGCAGACAUAACCAAUGCUGAAGCAGACCUCACACAGGUAAAUAGAGAAAACAGGUUCAGAAGGAAAUACUUCUUCUCUGGAUAAUAGAAAUGCAGUCAC